Vigna unguiculata (cowpea) is the source of this 1467-nucleotide messenger RNA. Its product is annotated as GRF1-interacting factor 3-like. NCBI's taxonomy places the organism in Eukaryota, Viridiplantae, Streptophyta, Magnoliopsida, Fabales, Fabaceae. The record is from RefSeq and is a predicted model, not a curated record.
UCAUGCUAUGAGGUGCAACAGUACUACAAUACCCGGUUCUAAACGCAGCAGCAACAGUCAAACUCAAACAGGAGAAUGCGACCACCUAUAAAUACCCAACCCUUCAUUCUUCUCUUUGUUUGCAAUUUCUAACUACCAAGCCGAAACACACACAACCCCAAAUCUAACUAUUUAGUUCUGUUUCCUUCGCUUUGUUGUUUUGUCUUCAAAUUCCAGAAACAUCGGCUGCACAGUACCCCAAAAGAUCGGACAGGAUCUUCACACAGACAAACCCCAGUUCUGGACCGCGUGUCCAACACUCACCUCUCGGGCUCUAACCUCUUUUCCGACCAUACCCAGGGUUUUUGCCUUUUUUAUUUUUAUUUUUUGAUAGAUUCUGUGAGAUUGAGGAGUCUAAGAAGAUGCAGCAGACACCGCCAAUGAUUCCUAUGAUGCCUUCUUUCCCACCAACUAACAUAACCACCGAGCAGAUUCAAAAGUACCUUGAUGAGAACAAGAAGCUGAUUCUGGCCAUAUUGGACAAUCAAAAUCUUGGAAAACUUGCAGAAUGUGCCCAGUACCAAGCCCAGCUUCAAAAGAAUUUGAUGUAUUUAGCUGCAAUUGCUGAUGCCCAGCCUCAAACCCCAGCAAUGCCUCCACAGAUGGCUCCACACCCUGCCAUGCAACCAGGAUUCUAUAUGCAACAUCCUCAGGCGGCGGCAGCAGCAGCAGCAAUGGCUCAGCAGCAAGGCAUGUUCCCUCAGAAAAUGCCAUUACAAUUUGGUAACCCACAUCAAAUUCAGGAUCAGCAGCAGCAGCUACACCAGCAGGCUAUCCAAGGUCAAAUGGGACUGAGACCGGGAGGGAUAAACAAUGGCAUGCAUCCAAUGCACAGUGAGGCUGUUCUGGGGAGCGGCAACAGCGGUGGUCCACCGUCGGCUGCCGGUCCAAACGAUGCACGUGGUGGAAACAAGCAAGAUGCUUCUGAGGCCGGGACAGCCGGUGGAGACGGGCAAGGUGGCUCUGCUGCUGCACACAACAGCGGAGAUGGUGAAUCUUCUUAUCUGAAGGGGUCAGAAGGGGCCAAGUGACAUGCUUUUAUGUGGUUUUCAUGAGAUACAUAUGACUGUUGAUAGUAGGUUUUUCUUAAAGGUAGGUCUAGUGUGAUCUGAUGACCAUGACCUUUGAUGGGUCAACCAAAGGACCUCUCUUGUUUACUAGAUUAGGUAGUUGUGUUCCUAGAAUUUUGGCACGCAGCAAGUUUGCAUCAACUGGAACUGCUGCUGCCACCACAUAUUGUACUAGUUAUUGGAAGAGGUGUAAGCAUGUGGUAUUUUAUGAUUACCUAAAUUGCUUGCUUUUUUUAACAAUUGCUUUGCAGCUUGCAGUAUUCGUAUCUUUAAACAAAAUGUAUGCUCUUGGUUUAAUUAUACUUAUUGUAGGCAUCAGUUGAAGCAGGAAAUGGUUGAAUUCAUGGUCUGCACCUAA